Mobula hypostoma (lesser devil ray) is the source of this 4165-nucleotide messenger RNA. Its product is annotated as pre-B-cell leukemia transcription factor-interacting protein 1-like. Gene Ontology annotation, cellular component: membrane. The transcript is spliced from 12 exons. The coding region runs from base 175 to 2646 and encodes 823 amino acids. Lineage: Eukaryota; Metazoa; Chordata; Chondrichthyes; Myliobatiformes; Myliobatidae. The record is from RefSeq and is a predicted model, not a curated record.
CCCCUCUCUGAUUGGCUUGCCGAACGAGUUUGCGCCCCUGCUUAUUGGCUGGUCUCCCGGGAAGGCGACGGCCCAUUGGCGAUCGGUCACGUGGGACGCGUUGGUCUCGGAAGAGUCGGUGUGUGGCGGUGGGGCGCCGGGUGUCGCCGGCCGCAGGUGCGGAUCACCGACAGCAUGGCAGACGUUCCCGAGGAAGACAGGACAAUCAGCCGGUUCCCACCGGUUGUGACGGAGGCACGGAUCAUCGACCGUAUGGCAGACGUUUUCGAGGAAGAGGAGCCGUUCGGCCAGAUGCCGCCGGCUGGGGCAGAGGAGCUGUCGGUGGAGACACUGGGAGCCGGGGCAGAUGAGUGGCUGGACGUCUCCCGACCCUUGGUGAGAGAGAAAAUUCUUGGGGAUGCAGAGGCAGAGGAAAUUUCCUCAGACUUGGAUUGGAACGAUCAGAUGUUCCUCCCACCCCAGACGGCUGGAGGCUCCCAGGAUGUCACGCAAGACGUCUUAACAGAAGCUGGGGCGGUGCUGGAGGGCAAGGCGGCACCCUGUGCAGACGCUGACUCUCGCUCCGGUACAGCAGCCAGCGGCGAACACAGCAUGCUGGAAGGGACAGAGGAAGCCAGCACCGAGUCUCCAGGCCAGACUGUAACCGGUAUUCCACCAGUGUUGCCAACAGUGAGAGACGUGCAGGACAUCCAGGAUCUGGGAUCCCAGGAGGGGGCAGGGAGCGUCCGGAGGAGGCAGCGGACCAGCUCCGAAAAGCCCAGCCCACGUCCAGCACUGGCCGUCCCGGCCGAGGAGGAGGACUGGGGUGGGAUCACCCUGAACAAGUGCCUGCUGGUGGCACUGGUGCUGGUGGGUGUUGGCUUCGGGAUCUUUGGUCCUGCUACCCACCGCAGACCUGACCAAGACCCUGAGCAGCUUGCAGUGGAUUCCGAGCUGUUGGACAAGCGAGCGGCGGACGAGCAUCAACACGGCGACGCGGACGUCCCACCCGGGAGUUCGCUAUGGAUCGAUCCCACACUGGAGAAACCGGGAGGAACGCCCCACACCUUCAGUUCUCUGAAAGUGCCAGUGGAUAACAAAAGCAAUCACGUUCAGACAAAGCGUGUUGAGCUGGAGGCGCAGACGGCGAAGCUGAGCCCGCUGGAGCGUGAGGAGGGCAGGCGUCUGGUGAAGGCAGCAGAGGGUCCUGAGGGGAGGGAGGAGGAGGUGGGGAGGCGGGACGGAGGCAAGCGGAGGUGGAAAGAGGAGGAGAGGGUCAGACAGCGAGUUGGGGAGGAGGAGGGAGGCAAACAGUGGGACAAGGAUGUGGGAGGAUGGUAUAAAGACAGGGACAGGCAGGGCAGACACCAAGCAGACGGGAAGGAUGGACACAGACAGGAAAAGGAGGCUAGACGUCAGAGAGUUGAUGGGGACAAAGGCAGCAGAUGGUACAAGGAGGGCAGAGGGGGGCGAGACGGGGAGGAGAAGAAACGUGUCAAAGAGGGAGGCGUUGAGCAGCGGAGCGAGGAUGAGGGAGACAGACGGUGGGGAGGGACGGAAGGUGGACGGAGAGGUGAGCAGGCAGACAGACAGUGGGGAGGGAAGGAAGGCAAACAGUGGGGAGGGAAGGCAGACAGAUGGGGAGACAAGGAGCCAGACAGACAGUGGGGAGGGAAGGCAGACAGACGGGGAGACAAGGAAGCAGACAGACAGUGGGGAGGGAAGGCAGACAGAUGGGGAGACAAGGAGGCAGACAGACAGUGGGGAGGGAAGGAAGGCAGACGGGGAGACGAAAGAGACAGACAGUGGGGAGGGAAGGAAGGCAGACGGGGAGACAAGGAGGCAGACAGACAGUGGGGAGGGAAAGCAGACAGACGGGGAGACGAGGAAAGAGACAGACAGUGGGGAGGGAAGGAAGGCAGACGGGGAGACAAGGAGAGGGAGAGGUGGUGGGACAAGAAGGAUGAAUGGCGGGGAGAUGAACAGGGCAGACAGAGAGUCAAUGAGGGGAGCAAAUUUCAUGGAGCCAAGGUGAGUCGACAGGGAGAUUGGAAGGGAGACAGAUGGUGGGACAAGAAGGACGGACGACGGGGAGGUGAAGAGGGGGGCAAACGGCAAGAAGACAAGGAAUGGCGCAGAUGGCGGGGAGACGGAGAUGGGGACAGUGAGCUGCAAGCCUGCGGUGACGUGCCGAGCUGUGCCCAGCGGGAAGGACGGGAGCUGUUUGGCGUGGACCUGCACCCCGUCACAGAGCAGCAGCUGGCCUCGGCAGUGGCAGAGUACGUCCGGCACUCCGGCUUGAGCCCGGCACUGGCCCAGGAUCUGACUGCCCGUGCUGCUCCCUUCUUCCUGGGCGGAGUUUUUGCCCACCACCGAGAGCCCCUCGCCUCGUUCUUGGACCGGCUGGAGGAGGAGGUGGAGGAGGCAGCUGAGAGGGAGAUGGGAGACGACGAUGCAGUCACAGACUUCGAGGACUACGUCUGGGCUCGGCUAGUGGGGGAGGAGGCCGUCCGCGACAGGAACGCCAGGAAGCAGAAGGCGGAUCAUCGGCACAGGGAACACGGAGAUCGUCGGGCACCGGGGGGCACCCACAAGAGGGAGAGGGAAGGGAAAUGGUCGCCGAGGGUGAGGGAGGUGCGCGAGGGAGGUGGGCAAGUGACUCCAUAGUCCGGUCACCAUUGUGUGUGUGUGUGUGUGUGUGUGUGGUGUUUCCUUGACAACCUGCCUGUAAAUCUCCGGUGUUGACCUCACAUUUGCGACAGACCCAUGGGUUGACAUUGUUCAACUUUCCUUGCCCCCCCCCACUCCCAAAUGCGAACUCUGCCUGCUCCUCUGAGACCCCCUCCCUCUUCCUCCUCCAUCAGUCACCUCCUGCCCAGACUCCCAAAGACACUCCAGCCUCUGAAACCAGCCUGACUCUGGGAAAUUCGGGCCGGUGAUCCUGGUGUGAGAUCGCUUUCGUGCCUCCCCCAAAGUCUGCGUGCUGUUCUGUGGAGCGGACACUGCUGGUUGGUGUGUUCAGUCCUACUGGGAUCUUCCCAUGCAACUCCAGUAGUCAGGGUGUAUCGGAAGCUGGGCUGUUGCUGGGGUGCGUAGAACGAGGCCCUUGUCCUUUCCCAUAGUUACCUGUUCUCCCCACCCUUUGGCCGUUUAACCCACCAAAUCCACACGUCAUCGGGAUAUGGGAGGGAAAUGGAACGACGGGGGAGUCACGGGGCCGAGGUGGGAAUCGAACCCAGGCCGCAGGAGCUCUGAAGCAGCAGCUCUACCCACUGCGCCACAGGUCCAUGAUGAGGUUUCCUGUGGGCCCAGGGGUGCGGUUAAUUCACCUGAAGCACAGGAAAAAUAAUAUGGAUCAUGGAACUGAAGGCAAUAUUUUAUCUGAAACUGUGCCUAGAUUCAGAGAUGUUCCAGGAUACCUCACUGUGGUGAUCAAUAGUCUGACUUGAGUUGUAAUGGGGGCAAGGUACAUUUGUUCACCACAGUAUCAGAGCUGGUUUCCUUUCUGUUUCUUUGCGUUUUUUUCUCUCAGUAAACGUAGUCCAAUUUGUACCCUUCAUGGGAGCAUGAUGAGACAGUGUAGAGGGAGUUUCACUCUGUGUCUGACCCCGGGAGUGUGUGAUGGGACGGUGUGGAGGGAGUUUCACUCUGUGUCUGACCCCAUGAGUGUGUGAUGGGUCAGUGCGGAGGGAGUUUCACUCUGUGUCUGACCCCGGGUGUGUGUGAUGGGACGGUGUAGAGGGAGUUUCACUCUGUGUCUGACCCCGGGAGUGUGUGAUGGGACGGUGUAGAGGGAGUUUCACUCUGUGUCUGACCCUGGGAGUGUGUGAUGGGACGGUGUGGAGGGAGCUUCACUCUGUGUCUGACCCUGGGAGUGUGUGAUGGGACAGUGUAGAGGGAGCUUCACUCUGUGUCUGACCUCGGGAGUGUGUGAUGGGACAGUGUAGAGGGAGCUUCACUCUGUGUGUCUGUUCUGCACUAAAGAUUUUACAGUUUGACACUUUAUAAAUAAUAUCCCUGGAAUGUGCACUGUUUUGAAAUAGUAACUAUUUAAUUGGGUUAGAGUUAAGCUUUGGUUUAGCCCUUACCUUAUCUAUUUAACUGAUUGAGUUGAAUCUUGUGGACUUGAUAUUAAAGUCAGUGUCAAGAUUGUGUACAUAUUGAAUAAAACUGACUUCUAACUUCA